Messenger RNA from Gekko japonicus, 3246 nucleotides. RefSeq names its product testis-expressed sequence 2 protein-like. The transcript has 11 exons. The record is from RefSeq and is a predicted model, not a curated record. The coding region runs from base 1 to 3063 and encodes 1020 amino acids. NCBI's taxonomy places the organism in Eukaryota, Metazoa, Chordata, Lepidosauria, Squamata, Gekkonidae. Gene Ontology annotation, molecular function: lipid binding. Gene Ontology annotation, cellular component: endoplasmic reticulum.
AUGGCUGACAGCUCUCGAACAGCAUUGAGCCCUUCUGCGGCAAAGCCUUUUUCCCAUGUCGGCUCCCAACAGGUGAAUGUUCCUUUCGGCUCCCAAGAGGUGGCUUUCACACAGAAAGGAGGAGACUGGGAAGGCGUGGAUGGGAAUGAACUGAUCUUUGCCUUGGAUAACGACGAGGAAGAAGCCGUCGCUGAUCCACCGGAAAGCUUCUCCCUGUGCGAAGAUACCGGUCAAGAGGAAGCCCAACAUGCAGGCGCCACCCUCCAUGUGCCGCCCCCUCUCCCCUCUCCUCCCGACUCCGAUUUCCUGCCCGCGGCUCCCCUUUCCAGCUCUCCUAGUUUCCCACCUCUGAGAUCGACCGGGCUCAUAAACCCGCAAGGCCCCAAACCGCUCAUCAACCUCGUGAAGUCCCUCUCGACCGAGAUCGAGUCCCGAGACAGCUCCUCCCUCAAGCCCCAGCCUCUGCUCAGCCUGGUCAAAUCCAUCUCCACCGAGAUCUCCCGCCUGGAGCCCGAGGUGACUCAAUCGAAAUCGGACUCCAAGCUCAACGUCCACCGGUGGCGCCAGAUCACCCAACCCAAGGGCAAGAAUGGGGACUCCAGGACGGCCCCCUCUUCGCCCAGCACGUCCCCUUCGGAUAGCAAAGGCAGCUUCUUCAAGGCCCAGGAAGCCAAGUUUGAAGACACCAAACGGCGGUUUUCGGAGGCCAUGCAAGAACCGCUCAGUAGACUCAGCAAAAUCAUAGGAGACGAGAACAACACUUCUCCGAAACACAAGUCCGCCCCUUCGGGCAACCACGUCCUCGAAUCUUCUUCCAGCCUCCGUAGAGAUCUCUCCGCCUCGGAGGCCAAAAGCGAGGGCCACAGCUAUCAGCCCAGCCGAAGGAGUCAAGGGGAGGAACGCUUGCCCAUGGAACAGAAAUGGGGCCCUUCCUCGAACUGCCAGUACGAGAUCUGCUCCUACGGCGACGUCAUCCAGGUGGUCGAGGUGGCCCAGGAGAAAGGGUCCGGCGAGGGUGACGUGCGGACAAUCCGCCCCCUGGAGGUCUUGUGCCCCGCUCAGCCCCGUAGCACAGUGCCGUGCAAAGCCCUCGCCUGCAUCGCCCUCCUGGCCUACAAUUACUUUGUCCUUCCGCUGCCCCCCUAUGUCUCUGGCCUCCUCCUUGGCUUGGCUUGCGGGUUCAUGUUGGGCUUCCUGAUCAUCCUCCUCUUGGUGCCAAAGCGCUCCCUGUCUCGGCGGAGAAUGCGGCCUCCUUGGGACAAGAUGCCGUCGGAGACACUGAUUCGGCAGCCCCGAGAAUCCAACGUGCUUAAGGGAUGGAUGAACGAGAUGUACUUCUACGAUCCUGAGAUUUAUCACCCAUCGCUGACGCACUCCGUGUUUGUGACCCUGGAAGACUGCUCUCUGAAGCUCUCCUACCCCAAAAGCAAUAUCCCCCGCAGGGCCACCUUUGAGGAAGAGAUCCCGGAGGUGGCUUUCGUGAAUCACCACCAUUACGACCUGCACGGCGCUAAGGUCUUUCUCUUCCCACCCGGGCUGGCUCGGAAGAGGAUGUGGAACAAGAAAUACCCCGUCUGCGUUCUCUUGCCGGAGCCGGACGACCCGGGCAGGAAGAGCUCCGGUGAGCACGACGCCGACCCCCAGAAAGAGAAGAGCGCGAAGAAGAGACAGCCCCCUGGCCAGGAGACCCCUCCGAAGCAGCCCGACGACCCCCGGGAAAGGACUCUUUACCUCUUUGGCAGGACGGGGAGGGAGAAGGAGGAGUGGUUUCAGCACCUCACGAGGGCCUCCCGGGCCAAGGGUCCCGAGCCGCACAACGCCAGUCAAAGCGAAACCCGGGCAGGUACAAACCAGCUCAGCCCAUCGGGGAGAGGGACAAGCAGCAACAGCAGCAGCUGCCGGGGAAGCACGGAAGACCUCCCCUCUUUGUUCAAGCCCAAGGAUCUGGUUGGGAACGUGCGGGAGAAGCUGCUGCUGGACUACCACGCCUACAUGUCCCGGAUCGUCCCGACGGCAAACAGCUCCAGCUCGCCGGGGAGUCCCUGCCCCAGUGCGCCUGGCAGCGGCAGCCUGACUCCCAAAAAGUGUCUUGGAGAGGAGAGCGUCGCCGGCGAACCGCAGACGGCGUGGGCCAACGCACUGCUCGGACGGAUGUUUUGGGACUUCCUGAGGGAGAAAUAUUGGGCGGACCAGGUCUCCGACAAGAUUCAGAAGAAACUGGGCCGAAUCAAGCUGCCCUAUUUUAUGAACGAACUCACGCUCACCGAACUGGACAUGGGGAGCUCUAUCCCGCACAUCAUCGGUGUUUCCAGCCCAACCGUUGACCAUCGAGGGCUCUGGGUGGACAUGGAAGUUACUUACAGCGGGUCCCUGCAGAUGACCCUGGAGACCAAGAUGAACCUCUGCAAGCUGGGGAAGGAAGCCCUGGCCGAGGAGAGCGGGAAGGCGGACCCCGGCGGGGAAGGUGUCAAGCCCCGGUUAGUCCUCCUGGCCGACAGCGAUGCCGAGUCUUCCAGCGCCGGCUCCUCCGACGAGGAAGAUCUUCCCGCCGUGGAGCCUUCAGGAGUCGCCGGAGACAGGAACCUCCCCCCCGGAGCCGAAGGCCACGUCGUCGGCAACAGCACGAGCCGGAAGAUCCUGCGCCUGGUGGACAAGAUCGCCAAGUCCAAGUACUUCCAGAAGGCCACUGAGAACGAGUUCAUCAAGAAGAAGAUCGAGGAGGUCUCCAACACGCCGCUCCUGCUCACCGUGGAGGCCCAGGAGCUGACGGGCACCUUGACGGUCAACAUCCCUCCGCCCCCAACGGACCGAGUCUGGUACAGCUUUAAGAUACCCCCACAGCUGGAUCUGAAGGUCCGCCCAAAACUUGGAGAACGGGAGGUCACCUUCAUCCACGUGACCGAAUGGAUCGAGAAGAAACUCCAGCACGAGUUUCAGAAAAUUUUAGUGAUGCCAAAUAUGGACGACCUCAUCUUACCUCUAAUGCAUUCUGGGUUGGAACCCCUGAUGCCCGCGGAGGAACCCCCAAAGGACUGCCUGGGAGAAUGCGAGAAGAAAUAUUGAGGAGGGACUCCGCCUGCCCGAGACCCUCGACGGGGUUGGCCAAGAUAAUCCAGCAACCAGAUAAUCAGGACCUGGGAUGGAGCGUCACCCGAGAUUCAGCUGUGAUGCUGGGCUCUGACUUGUCAAUCCAUCUCUUCUGCAUUUUCCCCUCCCUCUCCAAGGGGGGGAAAAAGCCCUUCCAUG